UGCUACACUAGUAUAUAGGAGCGCUCUGAUUGGAGCGCAGCAGAAAGACCGGAGGCUGAGCGGCGGACAGUCACACGCUACGAUAUGGACUACUGUUGAUUUACUUACAGACUGAGCGGCAUCAUGAAGUUUCUGCUUGUAGCAGUUUUAACGGCUCUCUUCGCCGCCGCCCAAGUUUCUAGCGAGGAAAACGACCUAAAAGAAGACACUGAUUACUGGACGAGCACUAAUCAAAUCCAGAAUGGAGGGAUUUCCGAUGACCCAUUCAGAGAAGCCCUACUGAGGAUGACACGGAAACCAAAGGCACAUCAUUUUAUUGGCCUGAUGGGGAGGCGCUCAAUGGGACAUAAAAUGAAUUCCUUUGUUGGACUGAUGGGGAAGAGGAGCCAAGCAGAACCAGAGUCUUAUGACUGGAGCACAGUGAAGAUGUAUGAAAAGCGCCGCUAAACAGCCAUCAUGUCCUCUGCUUCUCAGCAGUCAUGCUUCAGCCACAGGAGGAGCACCAGAGGCUGAUUUUGUUUUUCUCCAAGCUGUGUCGAUGUUAGCUGAAUAAAAAAAAUUACAUUUUUUAGUUGUACCUGUGCCAUUUUCAUUUAUCCCAGUAGAAGGAAGAGCGGUGUGAGAGCAUGUGUCAUUAGCAAUGUUAAAUAAUUUCUGCUCACAAGUUCAACCGUCUGCCAUACCACCAAGACCAUGAAAGAAAAGCCACACCCCAGGGUAUGCUGAAAAAUGUGCUGUAUAGUGCCUCAUUUGUUCUGUUAAUAAUGCAACAGUGGGACAGGUUUUCAGUUUGGAUUUCAAGUGAAUUUUAGAAGCUGUCUUGUUCUUUGUCUGCACGUGU
Molecule: messenger RNA, 841 nt
Organism: Archocentrus centrarchus (flier cichlid)
Lineage: Eukaryota; Metazoa; Chordata; Actinopteri; Cichliformes; Cichlidae
Gene: tac1
Product: tachykinin precursor 1
Exons: 5
Coding region: 124-447 (107 amino acids)
Biological process (GO): tachykinin receptor signaling pathway
Source: RefSeq, a predicted model, not a curated record